ACUGGUGACGCGUUGAGCGACUGAGCGUUCGCCGUUCGGCCAUUUUUGCCGCGUUCGUCCUGGCGAGAGGUCACCUUUUCUCACGCUGUUAGCAAGUGACGAGCUUCCGGCAUGGUUAACGGAAGAAUUCCAUCGGUCUUCUCCAAGACCUACGUCACGCCCAGAAGGCCGUACGAGAAAGCUCGUCUCGACCAGGAAUUACGCAUCAUCGGAGAAUACGGUCUCCGUAACAAACGCGAGGUGUGGCGGGUGAAGUAUACCCUGGCCAAGAUCCGUAAGGCCGCGCGUGAGUUGCUCACGUUGGAAGAGAAGGACCCGAAGCGUCUCUUCGAAGGAAACGCCCUGCUGCGUCGAUUGGUAAGGAUCGGCGUGUUGAACGAAGCCCAUAUGAAGCUCGAUUAUGUAUUGGGUCUGAAGAUCGAGGACUUUUUGGAGCGACGUUUGCAGACUCAAGUAUUCAAGCUGGGCCUAGCCAAGUCCAUCCAUCAUGCCCGCGUGCUCAUUCGCCAACGGCAUAUUCGAGUGCGCAAGCAGGUGGUGAACAUUCCGUCGUUCAUCGUGCGACUGGACUCGCAGAAGCACAUCGACUUCUCGCUCAAGUCGCCCUUCGGCGGCGGCAGACCCGGCCGUGUAAAGAGGAAGAACCUGAGGAAGGGAAGCGGUGGUGCUGCACCGGAAGAGGAAGAAGAUUAAAAUAAUCUUCCUUAUCGCCAUUUAUAUCAAUAAAUGCGUGGCGCGUGGUAAUU
Molecule: messenger RNA, 746 nt
Organism: Wasmannia auropunctata (little fire ant)
Lineage: Eukaryota; Metazoa; Arthropoda; Insecta; Hymenoptera; Formicidae
Gene: RpS9
Product: 40S ribosomal protein S9
Exons: 4
Coding region: 112-693 (193 amino acids)
Biological process (GO): translation; positive regulation of translational fidelity
Cellular component (GO): cytosolic small ribosomal subunit
Molecular function (GO): structural constituent of ribosome; rRNA binding
Source: RefSeq, a predicted model, not a curated record